AAGGGUUAUUCCUGGCUCUGCACUUAGGAAUUACCCCUGGUGGUGCUCAGGGGACCAUAUGAGAUGCUGGGAAUCGAACCCGGGUUGGCAGGUUGCAAGGCAAAUGCCCUACCCGCUGUGCUAUCGCUCCAGCCCCUAUACUUCAGCUCUUAAGUGACACUCGCCCCGUGCUGACACUCACCACAUUUCAGUUUUGGCUGUAAGCCUUAAUCGGGGAUAGGAUUUAACAUUGGGAUGAAGUUUGGUUGCAUCACUCAGUCUGUAGUCAUGAACAGCAAGAAAGAGGUGGAGCUUGUGUAUGCAGCAUCAGGGGGAGGAAUUGCUUAUGUAACUGGGACAGCAGUUUUAGCAGAAGGAGAGGAGGCACAGGCUGGGGAUGGGAGCAGUGAAUUGUCGGCAGGGGCAACACGCCCAGGGACCUACUUCUCAUAAGGGUGGCAACAUCAAGGGCCCUUUGGUCAGAGGCUGGAGAUGCCUUUGGUCAGGUAUAGGAACCACCAGAUCAGGUCUGGAAGAGCUGUGGGUACUACAAAGGCAUCGAUGUCUGCACCAGGAGUCCUUGAAGCCAUCCCCAUCACCAGUAGAGAAGCCUCUGUCAGAGUGGCCAGUGCCUCAGUUCAACCUCUUUCUGCCUGAGUUUCCCUUUAGGCCCCGCAGGGGGCAGCAGCAGCUGAAGAUUUUAGGCCUUGUGGCUAAAGGCUCCUUUGGAACUGUCCUCAAGGUGCUAGAUUGUGGCCAGAAAACACUAUUUGCAGUGAAGGUGGUGCCCAAGGUAAAGGUCCUACAGAAGGACAUCCUGAGGCAGUGCAAAGAGGAAGUUAGCAUCCAGCGACAGAUCAGUCAUCCUUUUGUACACAGUUUGGGGGACAGCUGGCAGGGCAAACGGCACCUCUUCAUUAUGUGCAGCUACUGCAGCACAGAUCUGUACUCCCUGUGGUCUGCUGUUGGCUGCUUUGCUGAGGCUUCCAUCCGCCUCUUUGCUGCUGAGCUGGUCCUGGUGCUGUGCUAUCUCCAUGAUUUGGGCAUCAUCCACCGAGAUGUGAAGAUGGAGAAUAUCCUUCUGGAUGAACGAGGCCAUCUGAAACUGACAGACUUUGGUCUGUCCCGCCAUCUGCCCCAGGGAACCCGAGCUUAUACUAUCUGUGGUACUCUUCAGUACAUGGCGCCAGAGGUUCUGAGUGGAGGACCUUACAACCAUGCUGCUGAUUGGUGGUCCCUGGGUGUCUUGCUUUUCUCGCUGGCAACUGGAAAGUUCCCAGUGGCUGCAGAGAGAGAUCACGUGGCUAUGUUGGCAAGAGUGACCCGCUGUGACACUGUGAUCCCAGAUUCUCUUAACCAGGGGCUCUCCCUCCUGCUCCAUGAGCUCUUAAGCCAGAAUCCCUUCCACCGUCUACGUUAUCUGCAUCACUUCCAGCUCCACCCUUUCUUUCGAGGUGUGGCCUUUGACCCAGAGCUCCUACAAAAGCAGCCAGUGAACUUUGUCAUGGAGACACAAGCUACUCAACUCAGUCCAUUGGAGUCCAUGCUCUUCAAAGAUUUUGACUGUGACUUUGAGUCCUGCCUGGUCUACCCGAGUCCUGCUUGAGAUCCCUGUACUGUAUACUGGGAACAACUGGUAGCCUGAAGAUCUUCUGCACUGCCAACUUGCUCUCUUGAUGUCACUUUGAUGUACCAGUUUAUUUUCAGUUUGUAACCUCAUAUAGUUCUUCUAGACAUUGAAUCAGAUUUCAAAUCUUGGGCUUUCUACUUCUGGCAGCCACAGUAAACUCUCUGCUUAUCCCUCAGCAUACAACCUACCUCUUAAUUCAGAUUAGAGUGGUCACCUUUCCUUUGUUUCAUCUCUCCAGUUCAUACCCUGAAGCUUUCCACCAAAGGCAUCCUCCACUUUCCCUUUCCUUAUGUCUGUCCAGUUUUUUUUCUUGAGCAAUAGUAGGUUAGGUUCCCAAGGUUUAGUUUGUGUUUACUAAACUUGGAUUUUGAAGUCUCAAAAGCUGGUAUUCCAACCCCAUACAUGUAGUUAAAAACAUCCAGGGGCUUAAAGACAGCAUGUAAUAAAGUUUUUUAAAAAUUU
Messenger RNA from Sorex araneus (European shrew), 2071 nucleotides. It is a transcript of the gene RSKR, whose product is annotated as ribosomal protein S6 kinase related. The transcript is spliced from 12 exons. NCBI's taxonomy places the organism in Eukaryota, Metazoa, Chordata, Mammalia, Eulipotyphla, Soricidae. Gene Ontology annotation, biological process: protein phosphorylation. The coding region runs from base 377 to 1585 and encodes 402 amino acids. The record is from RefSeq and is a predicted model, not a curated record. Gene Ontology annotation, molecular function: ATP binding; protein kinase activity.